GAUUAUUUCAUCAGUCCGAAAAAUUCUCUCUCCUGGAAAAGUUCACAUCUGUUUUUAGUGUUGUGUGAUAACAGUUUAUAAUCUGUUAUUUUCCAUAAAAUUAUCUAAAAAUUGCAUAUUAAAUACGUGUGUAUUGUGUCUUAAUUGUAUAUGUAACAUUUAAUGUUUGAAAAAUAAAACAACGAAUAAGCUAAAUUUGUAUUUUGUGAGACAAUCGUAAUCGUAAGGUGGACAUUGGCACGGGUACGUACGAAGAGACUCGCAACGAGUAGAUAAAUAGCGAAAGCGUGUGCGAUUUUCGUAAAUAACAGAGAAGAAAACGAACUUGAUGUCCACCGUUUUUCCGGAGACCAAACUUGUGGGCGUAGAGUACAAAUUAGUUUGACGAAAAACGCAAGGAAUUACUGCAUCAGUAAAGAAACUUACUGUUAAAGAAUUAUAUUGGAAAUUAGCCGUGUUGUAAUAAUGUGCAAGUGCAGUAAUUUAACAGCAAAUUUCCACUUACGGUUUUGUGCCGAACGCGUAUUGUAAACCUUUGUCAACAAGCGAUUUUUCAUAGCAAGUGUAUACAAAAAUAGACAAAAUGAUUCGCCUGAAACAAUUUUAACUUAAUACAAAAUAAACCAUUAAAAUAUAUAUAAAUAACGCAACUUUACGUCACAACCACUGUUGCUGGGCUAAACGAACGCGUGUGCAUUUAUAUUUUAAAACAAAGUGUGUGGUUUCUUUUUGAAGUGUUUGCCAAAAUAUCGAAAAUAAAUUAGAAACAUUGUUGAAUUUUUCCGACAACCACCACUCUGAGUUUGCAUUCGAAAGCGUACACACGAAGCGCACGACGCAGCGAGCAGCAGCAGCACAACCACGGCGAAAUCCAAAAGCGCAUAAUAAAUAUUGGAAAUUUCCAACUAAUGAAGCUGAAGCUUGUGACAGCGGCCAACGACCAGUGAGCAACAACAAUUCGCAUUUUAUUGCAAUUCAACGAAAAAUCAUAACUGUGUAUGUGAGUGUGUGUUAGUGAAAUCUUAACUGUAUUUGCGUAGAAAUUUUCACGGUUUAAAGAAAAUAAAUAUUAUUUUCGAUAAUUUUACAUUUUAAGUUUUGACACUUCGAAAGUUGUUACAGUUAGAAAAAAUCAGCAACAAAAUGUCGCGUUUAAGUAAAUCGAAUUUGUCUAAAAAAGUGUCGCUUUUAAAGACUAAAAAGUUUAUGUGAUAUUCGUAUACGUUCGAAAGUCAUAUAAUAACAACAGCAACAAGCAGCAAAAUAAGCAAUUAUUUAGCGAAAAGGUCGUGCAGUCGAAACACUGCGUAUAUAGCGAGAAAUUUGUAGCAAAACGCUAAAGUCGACCCAACACUGUGUGGUAAUUUUUACAAAACGACUGGGCGCUUUAAGAAAAUUUUGCGAAUUUUAUAAAAAAAAAAAAUUUGAAAAUUCCAAAAAUUCUAAAAUCAAAGAAAAAAACAAUAAAAUUUCAUUUAAAAAGUUAUAAAUUUCAUAAAAGAAAAGUUUUGAAAAAUCCAAAAAAUCAAAACUCUUAAAAACAAUAAACUUUCAUAAAAACAUUGAAAUUUCACAAUUUAAUUUUAAAUUAAAAAGUGCGUUUUUCGAGCGAGUCUGCGUGAGUUUCGUUAAAAAGCUAACGAAAUCAGACCCAAAACAGAAAUUUUCAACUUCGAAUUUCUGUGUGGUAGAAGCUCUACUGAAAAUAAACCGUUAAAAUAGCUAGAUAAUUUUUUGAAAAAAAAAAAUUGUAUCAAAAAAUUCCCAAAAAAGCUCUUUUGCACCACUUUCAAGCACAAAAGUUUGGGAAAAACUUUAAAGAGUGCUUAAAAAAAGCGAACGGCCUUUAAAUUGCACCGUGCCCCCAACGACCCUAGAGUUACAGACCCCCAUACAUUCCAUAACAAGUCUAGCACAGAGUAAACACUGCGCGACAAGCAAGACCAGCAAACAUAGCUGACAGACCGCGGUACGUGGGCAAAAGAAGAAGAAGAGACAGCAACAGUAGCAGCAGCAGCAGAAGCAGCUCAAGUGCAAAUAUCAAGCGACGCGUUCCAUAACCAAAUAGACGCCUUAAAGUUGAAAGACACCAAUUGCCGUCACUGCCUAAUGGCAAGUUCGCUCAAUAAAACGAGACACAGGCGCAGAUUGACUGCGAUCUCGUUUCUAUCGAAUAUUUCAUUAGAUGGCACACAUCGGGAUACUAAAUUUGGAGCAACAAUUGGCAUUUGUGGCAACGCGGCUACAACGUACAACGCAACGGCAGCGGGAUUACAAAGUGGCGCAACGACUGGCGGCGGUAUCGGAUACGGCGGCAGCGGCGGCGGCGGCGGCAAACAGCAGCAUCAGCACCAACACUUCAACUACAAUCGCAAUAAUCGACAUCCACGGCAACAGCAGCAGCAUCAACAACAUUACCAUCAACAUCACUACUAUACGCAACAUCAUACGAAUGGCGCAGGUUGCAAUGUGGGUAACGGCAACGCCGGCGGCACUGGCAUGGCUUCGGCAGCCAUGUAUCUCGCCAAUUGCGAUGAUACGCACAUGGACCUCAUGGGCGGCGGCAGCGGUAGUUGUUGUGGUGCUGGUGGUGAAGGCGGCGGUGGCACUGGCAGCGAUGGCUGUGCCGAUAGUACCGGCAGCGCCGAUGGUGAUGGGCAUUUUAGUGAAAUUGAAAAUAUGGGUCAACACUUGAUAAAUGCACGGCCAGGCAACGCUUACAAGGGCGAUGGUGGCAAUACAAAAGCAGCAACAGCAACUGUCGCAGCCAGGUCGACAGUCAAGCAUAUGGAUGAAUCCGCUGGUGACUACGACAUCAUCAGCGGCAGCGAUGGUGGCGGCGGCAUCGGCGUUGGCGUUGGUGGUGGUGCAACUGUGACUGAGAAGCGCAAUGUUAAGCGACCAACAUCGAGUAGUCGGCAACAGUGCAAUCAUAAUUGCAGGCAAACUUCUAAGCAUGGCACAAUGGGUAUUGCCAGCAAGCAACAGUUGGCCGGCGGUAGCGGCGGUUCGGGCGCCGAGAGCGGCAGCGAUUCGGAUAGCGUCAAAAUACCAAUGAAAGUUUCCAGUUUGGGUGCUGGCAUACUAAUGCCGUUGCGUGAAAGAACUUUCAGCAAUGGCGCCAACGAUGCCAAUAUCAUGCCGGAGCGUCGCGCCCGCCUCAAUACGGCACCGGGUAUGCGUAUCGGCGUCGGCGGCAGUGCUGGUGGCAAGCGACCGUGCAACAUAAUACACGGUUCCACGCACAUAACCGACGAUAGCAGUACGGAGAGUUUGACGCCCGGCAGUUUUCCGGGCAGCUUUACUGGACGCGGCAGCAUCAGCAAGAGUGUGCAGAUCAACGAUGCUAAGGACUUACGCAUCCUCAAUGCACAAGCGCACAAACAGCAUCAGUACAAGGAUGAGCGUGUGGUGUUGACGUCACGUAAGGUGCCAUUUUUUAUAUUCUCGGCAUUGCCAUACUACAAGGGUAAAAAUGGCAGAGCCGAACUACGCAAGGAGGGUCGUCGACGCAAUCCAUCCGGUUCGCGUCCCCUAUCCGCAAUCAACGAUGCACCCUUCGAUCCAUUCGAUUUGCUGGGCAUCGAAAAGGGUGAAAGUGGGCAGGAAAUCUCCUAUGGACAUCUACUCAUACCCACACGCCAUUAUGGCAAAGAGAGCAAGAGCAAGCAUGGCGGUGGCACUUCAGGCAACACAUCGCUAUUGGAUAGCCAAAUCGAAAUUACGAGUACAGCAGCACUUAAAAAUCACGGCAUCGCCAGGACAAAAGUUAUAACCUGGCAAAAGGGAAAAUGGUGUUUUACUUAUGACAACAACAAUCGCAAUAGUACCGCAAGUCCGACACCGGACCUCAAAUUAGAUUUGGAUGAUAGUUUAUUGUUGAAUACGGACGGCACACGCGGCAUGCAGUUCCAAUAUUCCGCAAAUAUUUUGGAUGAUCCCGAAUUGAUUGCGGGCAAGCAUCGCACUUUGCUCACAUUCACGUCAUACAUGACUUCGGUGAUCGAUUAUGUGCGUCCAUCGGACUUGAAGAAGGAGCUGAAUGAUAAAUUCCGUGAGAAGUUUCCACACAUACAAUUAACGCUGAGCAAAUUACGAAGCAUCAAGCGUGAAAUGCGUCGCAUCAACAAGUUGGACAGUCGCAUUGAUUUGGUCACCAUAUCGCAAGCAUAUGUCUACUUUGAGAAAUUGAUCUUGGCCAAUCUGAUUAACAAGAGUAAUCGUAAGCUAUGCGCGGGCUCUUGUCUGCUGCUAAGCGCCAAAAUGAACGAUGUCAAAGGUGAAUCGCUGAAGAGCUUAAUUGAGAAAACCGAGAGCGUUUUUCGUGUCAAUCGCAAGGAGCUAAUAGCUUCGGAAUUCGCCGUGCUCGUGGCGUUGGAGUUCAGCUUGCACGUGCCCAUGCAUGAGGUAUUGCCGCACUAUCAGCGUUUGCUCUACGAAUCCUAGAAUUGGCCAAAACGCUUUGCCGAAAAGCGCUUAGUAGCGGUGACAUCGCGUUAUUACUUUCGGCAUCGCAAUAGCAGCAAGAAAUGAAGGCGCUAUCGGCGCGAAAUGUAUGUGGUAAUGUAAAAUGGAAAUUUAUGCGCGGAAUGGUGUUUUAGUGGAAGCGUUGGCAUGCUUGCAUAGAACUUUAAGAAGUUGAACGAAUUGAUAUUCAAUUUGUUUGUGAGUCAGCUAGCGAAAUAUGUCAGCUGCAUGCAUUUUAUGUAUGAAGAAGUGUUUGAAAUAUGGAAAUUUCGUAUAUAAGAGCAAGCAAAAACUAUAACAAAAUCAAAUUUGUGGAAAAAACUUUAGGAGUGAAAAAAUAUGACCACACAAUGAUUUUUAUCAAACGAAAAUUUGUACUUAAACGCUAAGAGAGCAAACAAAAAACAUUUUUUAUAGCAAAUAAGUUAGUGAAAUAAGCAUUUUGAUUAAAAUUUUUAACACUUUGUAAGAGCGCAAGAGAAAUUUAAAGUUUGCUGUAGAGAAAAACGAAGGUUAUAUACAAAUAUUUUGUUUAAUAAGUAAUUUUUGACUUUAUUAUGACUAUUUUUAAAACUUUUUUUUUUAAUUUUUAUGCCGAUUUGAUUAAAAUUAUUUUUUUGUGUAGCUUUUUUUUUAGAUGUUUUAAACGUGUACGGCGUUAAUUUAAGCUUAAUUUUUUUUAUGCGUAAACUGUGGUCGAUUUUUCUUUAAUAUAUAUAGUAAUGUAAUAU
Messenger RNA from Bactrocera dorsalis (oriental fruit fly), 5198 nucleotides. Its product is annotated as CDK5 and ABL1 enzyme substrate 1. The transcript is spliced from 10 exons. The record is from RefSeq and is a predicted model, not a curated record. NCBI's taxonomy places the organism in Eukaryota, Metazoa, Arthropoda, Insecta, Diptera, Tephritidae. Bases 2110 to 4446 code for a protein of 778 amino acids. Gene Ontology annotation, biological process: regulation of cell cycle.